Molecule: messenger RNA, 2150 nt
Organism: Tetranychus urticae (two-spotted spider mite)
Lineage: Eukaryota; Metazoa; Arthropoda; Arachnida; Trombidiformes; Tetranychidae
Gene: wls
Product: Wnt ligand secretion mediator
Biological process (GO): intracellular protein transport; Wnt signaling pathway; Wnt protein secretion
Cellular component (GO): organelle membrane; endomembrane system
Molecular function (GO): Wnt-protein binding
Source: RefSeq, a predicted model, not a curated record
AGAUCUUGCAGAGUAUAAAAUUCGUUAUUCAAAUAAGACUCUUGAUAUUUUUCAGUAAACAACAAAUUCUUGUUCCUUUAAUCAAAUUUUUUAUUUGGUUUAAUCAUGGCUGGAACAAUUCUUGAGAAUCUUUCCAAUCGUAAAUUGGCGGUUGUUCUUUUCAUCAUUUUAGUGAUACAAUUUGUUUCUUUCCUGAUUGGUGCUUUUAUUGCUCCAGCUCCAGCUAAUACUGAACAGGCAACGGCUACUAUGUGUGUUCCCGAUGACUAUGAAAAAUUGGCUAUACCCUUUCAUCAAAUAGUGAAUGGUAACACAGAAUCAAAGAACUGUCAAAAACCCAAAGAGAGCAAUAAGCCGAUUGUUUUUGCUUUCCAAAUACCAUUAGCUAGAGAGAAUGUCAGGCUUGAUUACUCCCGAUGGAUGUCCAAUUUGAUAGCACUUUUGACUUUUGAAAUCAGUUAUCGAAGUUUUUCAGAUGAUUCAAGCACUUCCAUUGCCGAUCUGAGAACUAUCAAGAAAGAAAUUGGUAUGAAAGUAACAUUGGCUGCCAAAGACGCUGGCGAUGAUGAUUGGAAAAUAAUUGCUUCGAAGAAUCCUUUGAAAAGAAAUUUAAAUUGUCGGAUUAAUACACCUCAGCUUGAAGAUCAACAAGGAUAUGACUGUGAUUUGGUUCAUCUAUUUGAAUUGCAAUCGCUGUUCUACGAUUAUUAUCUAAUCAACAUCCAGAUUGUAUCAUCUCCUACUUUACGACAUGCUGAACUGACUGACUUAAACUUGGCUGCUAUUCAUCAGAAUGGUGGCUUCACAAAAGUUUGGCUAUCUCUGAAAACCGUUUUCUUUGUUAUUACUUUACUCACACUAAUUUGGUAUUGGAAUCGUCUUCAGCAACUUUCCAGAAAAACUACUUUACUCGAACGAACAAUAAUCAUGCUUGGAGUAGUGAUGACUCAACUCAAUGCACCAAUCGAAUAUCUAUCCUUGUUUUACGACUUGGGCUUCAUGAACUUUCUAAGUGAUAUUCGUCAGGGAAUCCUUUAUAGUGGUCUUUUAUCAUUUUGGUGCAUUUUCACAGGAGAACAUCUUUUAGAUGGAGUUCAAAGAUCUUGUCUAUCAUAUUAUGCCAAACAAUUAGCAAUUAUUUUGAGCGCUUCAACAGCUUUAUUUCUCUUUGAUUCGAUUGAACGUGGAAUACAAUGGAUAAACCCUUUUUUCACAAUUUGGGAAGUUGAAUCUAAUCUUGCUAUUAUCUUCAUAUUUUUAGCAAUACUUUCAGCCACCGCAUUUUUCUUGUUCCUUUGCUACCAAGUCUCGAGAGUAAGAGCCACAUUAUCUUCGAAACAAAGCUCACUUCCUUCAAUGUCAAGUACUCGACGACUAGUUUAUCAAGGAAUUAUUUACAGAUUCAAGUUCCUGCUCUGGGCUACCUUAAUUUGCGCUGGUAUAACUAUCUCAGCUUUCAUUACUAAUCAAUUCGUUGAUGAAAAUUAUCAUUGGGAGGAUGAAACUCAAUUACUUGAGCUUCAAUGGACAAGUGCCAUGUAUACAACAGUUUAUGCUAUGUGGAAUAACUAUGUCGUGGUUUUAUUGAUUCUUUACGCUCCAUCUCACAAAGGACUUGGGCCAAAUGUUGACAAUCUUUCUGAAGAAAUCGAGUUCAAUAGACUUACAUCUGAUGACCGUAUUGAAGAUAAUGGCGAAGUUUCUUCAAUCAAAGAGCAAGAAGACAAAGGCCUACCAUCCACCAGCGAAGAUAAGAGUCAUAUGUCGCUUUUACAAGAACUCACAAAUAAACAAAACAUAGACUGAGUCUUUAAUGCUGAUCAUUGUAAUUUUGAAAAAAACUAGAUCCAGCUUAAGACUCUUCGCCAGAGACAAGCAAUUUGCACUCAUAUUUUAAUAGUGUUUCAAAAAAUGCAUUUGUCUCUUAAAUAACAAAAAUCAAAACACUUUGAGUGGAUCUCAAGAAAGUGAAUAACAUUACCUUUCUUUACUUAACUUUGCUAAGCAAAUAUUUGAAAGUCAUUCUUAAUCAUCAUUUAUAAAUUUAACACAUCUCUGUCAUUUUUUCAUCAACAAUUCAUAUCCUUAAACUUAUUUCACCGAUUAUUCUUUCUGUUGUGCUAAACCUCUUUCAUGUAACUCUUAAAAAU